AUGGACAGUGUAAGCAAACAAGAAGAGGUACUUCGGACUUAUCUCAGUCCUUGGGAAGGAUGGAUUAUGCAAAUCCAGAGCCUUCUAGUUUGGGAAAGACCCCGAUGGAGCAUUCUAUGGUUUAUUGCCCUUCACUUAUUGUUUUGGUUUUUUUGCAUCACAGAUUUUAGUUUCUACACUCUGUGUUGUCUUUUUGUAAUGACCGCACUUCUUAUUGAUGUCUUCAUGAAUAAAAUAUGGGUGAAAAUUAAAUUUCGACGUCAUGCCACAGCUGAUGACUCCGAUGCAUGGACUCCUGUCCACCUUCAUUUGCUUAGUGUGCCUGAACUGUGUCACAUGACCUCACAGUUCUCUUCUUCUUUAUCUUCAUCUUUCCAGCAAUGGCUCCUCUUUCGAAGAGAGCAUCCUUUGCAAUUCUUCAUUGUUAACACGUACAUAUGCCUCAAUUUUGCCAUUGUUGGUUGUUAUAUCCCAGGGAUUGUUGUCUCAUAUUUAAUUGGUAUUUCAGUGUUGUUAUCUCCAUGUCUUAUUUACUAUCGAGUGCCUCACAAAAUUUAUAAGAAACUAGAACCAGGCAUAAAUCGAGUGUGUUAUGUUCUAUCCUAUUUUAGUAUAUUUAUCACAGUUUUCCGAGCAAUACGAGGAGACUGCGGAAAUAAUCAGCCAGGAAUUGUCUUGGCUGCAGAUGGAACAUCUGACGAUCUCAACUUGGACGACUUAUGUCCUGAUACAGACACGGCCAUGUUGUCUGCAGCAGCAUCAGAGAGUGAAGGAGAAGAAACUCCAGGACCUUCAACUCCUGCACUCUCAGAGAAUCAAUCAAUAGAAAACAGUGAAGAUGAAGGACAUGAGAGUGACUUGGAACAAGAUCUUGCCGAAGGCCUUGGUGAAGAAAUGCCUUCCUUUGAUGACCACACAGAUGAUGAACUUCUAGAUAGCAAAUCAUUGUUACCAGAUUCAAUGCAGUUUGUUCCGACUCAUUUUGAAGAUUCUGACUCUGAUGAUGAGGGCCUGACACAUAACCUCAAGUUCUCAGAAGUGACUCCAAAAGGCAGAGAUGACAUAGAGUCUGAGCGAAAUAUUGCAGGGCAGCUAGUGGCUCAGGCAAUGGGCUCCAUGAUGAAGGCAGCAUUCCAGGGAUUAUCAUCAGAUACUGACAACAGCAACAAUGAUGGCAGCAGCAGUUAUGCUCCACGCAAAUCUCACAAAAGCAAGUCUUCACAGAAAAAAACAGAGUACGAAACCACCACUGUAAAACCUAAAAAUAAAAAAGGACGAAAUUCUGUGUCCUUGGAAGAUUAUUUAGAACAAAGUGAUACAGAAUUGGCAGAUGACUUUGAGUUCUUGGACCCUACAGAAUUAGAAGAUGUUGACAAUUCCACAUCAUCAAAAUAA
Molecule: messenger RNA, 1395 nt
Organism: Acanthosepion pharaonis
Lineage: Eukaryota; Metazoa; Mollusca; Cephalopoda; Sepiida; Sepiidae
Source: the annotation of a GenBank genome assembly